Messenger RNA from Elgaria multicarinata webbii, 1643 nucleotides. RefSeq names its product argininosuccinate lyase (gene ASL). Gene Ontology annotation, molecular function: argininosuccinate lyase activity. Bases 145 to 1539 code for a protein of 464 amino acids. Gene Ontology annotation, cellular component: cytosol. NCBI's taxonomy places the organism in Eukaryota, Metazoa, Chordata, Lepidosauria, Squamata, Anguidae. The record is from RefSeq and is a predicted model, not a curated record. The transcript is spliced from 17 exons.
GCCCACCGCUUGAAAAGGGGACCCCUGAGCCGCUUGGAGCAGCACAGCUCGGCUGAUCGGGGCUUUGGACGCGCAGCAGGGUUUGCAUUUUUGCAAAACUUUCUUGCCAAAACGGAGGAGGAAGAAGGAAAAAAAGAAGCAGAGAUGGCAUCUGAGGGUGACAAACUUUAUGGAGGGAGGCUCACCGGAAGCUUAGACCCAACGAUGGAGAAGCUCAACGCUUCGAUAGAGGUUGACCAGCGUUUGGCCGAAAUGGAUGUCUGCGGGAGCAUCGCUUAUGCCAAGGCCUUGGAGAAGGCAGGGAUCCUGUCCAAAGCUGAACUGGAGAAGAUCAUCAGCGGAUUGGAGAAGAUUUCUGAGGAGUGUUCCAAGAAAACCUUGGUCAUCACCAAAACUGACGAGGAUAUCCACACAACCAUCGAACGCAGGCUGAAGGAACUGAUCGGAGAUGUGGCUGGAAAGCUUCACACUGGAAGAAGCAGAAAUGACCAAGUUGUGACCGACCUGCGGUUGUUGAUGAGAAGUGCCGUCACCACGCUGUCGUCUCACCUGCAGCAACUUAUCCGGACCCUGAUAGAACGUGCUUCUGCUGAGAUUGAGGUGAUCCUUCCUGGUUACACCCACCUGCAAAGGGCUCAGCCAAUCAGAUGGAGCCAUCUCUUACUCAGCCAUGCCGUUGCUCUGACCAGAGAUUCGGAGCGCCUCAGCGAGGUGAAGAAAAGAAUCAACGUCUUGCCAUUGGGAAGUGGGGCUCUGGCCGGGAACCCCCUCGGACUGGACCGCGAACUCCUCCGCAAAGAACUGGAUUUUGCUUCCAUCAGCAUCAACAGCAUCGAUGCAGUUAGCGACCGUGACUUUGUGGUGGAGUUCCUUUCCACGUCUUCUCUGAUCAUGAUCCACCUGAGCAGAUUAGCCGAAGACCUGAUCCUCUUCGCCACCAAGGAGUUUGGCUUCAUCACGCUCUCCGAUGCGUUCUGCACCGGCAGCAGCCUGAUGCCCCAAAAGAAGAAUCCGGAUAGCCUCGAAUUGAUCCGCAGCAAGGCUGGCCGUGUGGUCGGAAGGACUACUGGACUUCUCAUGGUCUUGAAGGGACUUCCCAGCGCUUACAACAAGGACUUGCAGGAAGAUAAGGAGGCCGUGAUCGAUGUGAUUGACACCUUGAGCGCCGUGCUUCAGGUGGCCACUGGCGUCAUCUCCACUCUCCAGAUCAACAAGGAGGCCAUGGAAAAAGCCCUGAGCCCUGAAAUGCUGGCAACUGAUCUGGCCAACUACCUGGUCCGCAAGGGGAUGCCAUUCCGGCAGGCCCACACCACCGUUGGAAAGGUGGUGCACUUAGCAGAGACCAAGGGGGUGACCCUGAACCAUCUAUCCCCGGAGGACCUGAAGUCCAUCACCCCCAUGUUGGGAAGCGACGUCUCCCAGGUAUUCAACCACCAGAACAGUGUGGAGCAAUACUCUUCCCCCGGCGGCACGGCCAAAAGCAGCGUGAGCACCCAGAUCGAGCAACUGAAGGAGCUGCUGAAGAAACAGAAAGAAUAAGUUUUGAGUGUGGGGAAAAAAACUAUCCCAUUGCUACGGGUUUCUGCUUAUCACGUUUAAUCCCGAGUUAAUAAAUACCGUGGUGUAUUGGAUUUCACUGAGAA